Calypte anna (Anna's hummingbird) is the source of this 2697-nucleotide messenger RNA. RefSeq names its product POTE ankyrin domain family member B2-like. Lineage: Eukaryota; Metazoa; Chordata; Aves; Apodiformes; Trochilidae. Gene Ontology annotation, molecular function: protein binding. The record is from RefSeq and is a predicted model, not a curated record. The transcript has 20 exons. Bases 87 to 2045 code for a protein of 652 amino acids.
CCCCUUUACACCCCCCCGGCUCGGCCGGCUGCCUCCCGCUGCUCCCGCGGGGCUGUGCCUGUGCCGCAGCUCACAGAGCUCCUGGGAUGGGGCUCUUCACCAAGAAGCAGAAGCUUCCCCGCUCUGGCAGCGCUCCUGGACAGCCCUGCGGUGCUGCCGCUGCCGGCACCGGCGCCCCUGAGCCUCAGUACCAAGGUCUGGGCAGGCUGCACCGCGCGGCUGCCCGCGGCCACCUGGCCUGGCUGAGGCGCUGGCGCUGGUGGAUGGAGAUUUGGGGCAUCGACCGCCGCGACAGGGAGAAUCGGACACCUCUCCAUCUGGCGUGUGCCAACGGCCACACAGAGGUCGUCACAUUUCUCGUAAGGCACCGCUGCCAGUUGGAUGCUGCUGACAAUUUUGGGACAACACCCCUGAUGAUGGCAGUGCAGUUCCAGCACCAAGCCUGUGCUGGUUUUCUGCUGAAGUGUGGUGCAGACCCAAACCUCAGAGACUUUGUCGGCAACACCGCCCUCCACCUGGCAGUCCUGUCUUGCAAUCUGAAAGUUGUGGAGCUGUUAGUCGAUCAUAAUGCCAAUCUUGAUGCCAAGAAUAAGGAGGGCUUCACCCCACUCAGUCUUGCUGUCUCCAAAGGUCAGGCAGAGACAGCUGAGUUUCUCCUGAGAAUGGGAGCUGAUGUGCAUGCUCGAGACCAGCAACAAAGAACCCCACUCAUGAUGGCUGCUUCUGUUGGGAAGAUGAAACUGAUCCGAGUUCUCCUGCAUCACGGUGCUGACAUUUCCCAUAAAGGUCCUUAUGGGCUGACAGCUGCUGAUUAUGCUUGUAAUUAUGGGUAUCCCAGGAUUAGUGAGAAACUGUCAGAAAGUGCAGCUCCAAAGAAGGGAGAAGCAGCUCGUGCAGGAGUAGAAGACUCUUCCAAAGGAGGCUUGAAAAGAUCUGAGAAAAAGGGGAUUGGUGAUGGUUGGAGUGCUUCUGCAGAACAGUUGGAUUUGACUCCCAAGAAGCAGCAGGAGCCAAAGGUGACACGGUGCAUGAAGGCUUUCCAGCAGGGCAGGAAAACCAGUUCCCUGCCACCCGUGGAAGAAGUGGAGAAAGCUGAGGAUUUUCUCUGGACUUCUCCCUGGGAUUCUGAGGAAAAAACACCUGAACAACAUAAAGAAGAAGAGAAGAAAGAACUUGAUGUAGAGCUAAAAACUGCCAUUGCUGGAUGUACAGAAAAGUACUUCUUAAAUGGCAGCCCUGAUGAGCCCAACACAACUUGCAGUGAAAACAGUGGUGAGCACUCAGGAUCUACUUUCCAUGUGUCAUCACCAGCAGAAAAAAAGAGUCCUAAAGGAAGCCAGCCCAUUCUGAGAGACCUUCCUGUUGCUCAAAAGUGUCGGGAACUGGAAGAGCAGCAGCUUCGAUAUGAGCAUCAGAUUCAUGGCUACAAGGAUAGGAAAAGAAAACUAAGAGAGAAGUCCCAAAAACUGAAAGACCUCCUGUCAUCAUCUUCUGAGACCAGGGCUACAGUAAAAGAGCUGGAAGAGCGUGUGCAGUGCCUUUCCAUGGAAAAUGCCAGACUGGAAGGCACAGUCCAGCAGCAAAGACGUAUGAUUGAAGCCCUUGAGGGAACCCUGCAAGCCUCUGCCUCAAUUCAUGACCGCCUGGAAGACUUGAUGACCAGCUUAGGAGCUUCACGGGCAGCUGCAGAGGAGCAGCACCAGCAGCAGCUGCAAAAGCAGAUUGUGCCAUCUCUGCCAUCAAAGGAUUUGCACAGCGUGAGGAAAAAGAGGCUGAAGCCAAGAUUGCACCCUGGAGACCACGGUUCUCCUCUUGGAAGGAGAAAGAAUGAACUCUUGAAACAGCUUGAUGAACUUUUUUGGAAGCUGGAGUUAGAGCCUGAGGCAGGCAUGCAGGGAGAAAUCCAAACUCAGGCCUCAGGCUCAGUGAGCAGAGAUGUCCAUCCUGGGGAGGAACCAGGAGCAACUGGAGAAGCCCUAACAGCAGCUGCAUGCAGAGGAGCAGGCAGCUUCCCAGGACAGACUGGAACAGAGCAGAGCCCAUGACCACGAUGCAGAGAGAAAGCUGCUCUUUUUCAGAAUUGGAGACCUUGAACAGGAAUUGGAAAGUAAGAAGUGCACGCUGAGAGAGAACAUCGUUCAAAUACAAGAAUAUGAACAGCUGUAUCUGGAGGAAGUGAAAAAGACAAGAUGCCUACAAAAUGAACUGGAAAGUGCUGAUGUUUCCCAUGAAGACACUGCUGGGCUGACAGCUGAGGAUUAUGCUUUUAUUCAUGGCUAUUCCAGGCCUCCAAACUUGAAACUUUGCCGACCGCUCAUUGGGAUAUCAUCAUUUCCUUACGCCUCCCACUCCACAACAAGCACCAUGUUGUUCUCCUCAGUAUGUGUGCCCCAAGCCUCCAAGCUGACCAUGCAGAAAAAGUCAAAUUCUACACCCACCUGCACUGCCUCACCCAAAAGGUUCCUGCAGAUGCUCAGAUCAUAAUCCUUGGUGACUUCAACACCGGAGUAGGAAAGAACUAUGAAGUCUGGAAAGGAGUCCUGGGCAAGCAUGGUGUUGGAAACUGUAAUGACAACGGACGUCUCCUGCUGGAGUUUUGUGCUGAGCAGCAGCUCACCAUCACCAGCACUCUCUUCCAGCAGAAAGACAGCCUGAAGACAACCUGGAAGCAUCCUGGAUCCAAGCACUGGCACCUCA